Spodoptera littoralis (African cotton leafworm) is the source of this 3339-nucleotide messenger RNA. NCBI's taxonomy places the organism in Eukaryota, Metazoa, Arthropoda, Insecta, Lepidoptera, Noctuidae. The record is from the annotation of a GenBank genome assembly.
AUGGCAACAGUCGAAGAGACAGUUAAAGUGGCGGUGGUGACUGACCGCUCGCCAAAUAUCGUACGAUGCUCCAGUACGAUGACUGCGGAGGAGUUGUGCAUUAUUUUGUGUAAAAAGUAUAAAAUUCCUCCUCUUACUCGGACGCUUUUCGCGUUACGAGUCAAAGGUAGAGAUUAUUUUCUCAAAGAUAACGCUAAAGUGUUGUCCAGCACCAGAGAUUAUGAGCUUCGAAUACGUUUCAAGGUGCCAAGGCUGGAACUGUUGAUAACUCUAGAUGAAACAACCUAUGACUACUACUUCCUACAAGCGAGGAGUGAUGUCUAUGAGAAUAGAAUUCCUGAGAUCAAAUACCCUGAACAUAAGAAAGAAAUGCUUGGUCUUGGGAUCGCUGACAUGACACGCGCCACGGCCGAGGAAAAAUUGUCGGUAAACGAUGUGGUGAGGGAUUACAAAAAAUAUAUACCGAAAGUGAUCGUUAGAAGACAUGGUCACGUCGCCAAGAAGCACGCUCACGAUCAACUACCAAAGCUAUGUUCCGUCGGCCACAACGUGAACUAUAUAAAGAACCUAUACUUACAACAAUUAUACAUAAUGGCGCCCAACUAUUUGGCGGAGGAGUAUGACAAUGUUCUAUGGCAGAACGGCAACGAUGUGACUCCGGUGAACGUUGUGGUCGCACCCUUCCAUCCACACCAACCCGGUAUAAGGAUCUUCAAUACUGUUAAACGGGAAUGGAUCCACGUGUGUAAAAUAGAAGAAUUAAUUUAUAUUACAAGGAAUGGAGAAAAUUCGUUGGAAAUAUCUAGAAGAGGGACUCCGCUGUUCUUUAAGUUUAAAUCUGAGGAGCAUAUAUCAUCGUUUAUAUCAGUUUGCGAUGGCUAUUACAGAUUAAUGGUGAAAUGGACAUUUAACUUGUCUAAAGACGACGAGACACCGUCUCUGAAGGAGUUGCAAAGAAUAAAAUGUCACGGCCCGGUCGGGGGCGCGUUUUCAUAUAGAAAGUUGGAAGAGAAACGUUCUAAGAAACAUGGUUGUUAUAUAUUGAGACAGUGUCAGGACGAUUACAAUGUCUAUUAUUUAGACGUCUGCACAAAAAACAGCACCACAGAGACUUACAGAAUAGAAUUUAAGGGUCAUUGUUACGUGGUGAACAAUGAGGAGUACUAUAGCAUCGAGAGGCUAGUCGGAUGCCAUCAGAAUCCAGAAGGCAGAAUAUUCUUAAACGAAUGCAUACCACCGUCGGAAUAUGAUAAGUCACAAUUACUGCUGUGUGGAGAGCCAGUGAAGAGAGGUGUCCGCAUCGACCAGGCUGAACUCCAAGAUAUACUCAAGGACAACAAGAGCCCGCGAUGUCUACCCAAUAAGGACAUUCUCUUAUACACGGGUUCAGAAAAGAUUGGUUCAGAGAAUAUAACAGCGACGUACAAAGCGCUGUGGAGGCUCGACGAGACCAAAAAGUUGGUGGUCGCUUUCAAAACUUUACAGAGAGAAAAGGCUAAUGAUCAUUUGAAGGAUUUCGUGGAGUUGGCGAGUAAGUGGGCGUGUGUCCAGUCUAGUUCAAUGGUGCGUCUGUACGGAGUGACGCUCAGCUCACCCACCGCGCUUGUACUCGAGUACCUACCCUACGGACCUUUCGACGAUUAUCUCAGGGAGAACGAAGAGCGUAUAAAGCCGCUUCACUUGAAGAAGGUCGCGGCAGGGCUGGCUCGUGCACUAUGGGACCUGUCGGAGGCGGGCAUAGUCCACGGACAUAUACGUUGCCGACGACUCUUGGUCGCCGCGCAUUCUGGAGACCGCAUCAAUGUCAAACUCUCCGGACCUACGCUCUCACAUUAUACACAGCAUGACGUGCAUUGGAUGCCAGUGGAAUUCUUCUCGGACAUGAGUAUGGCGAAGCGGUCGGUGACGGGCGAUAUUUGGGCCUUCGCCACCACGCUGUGGGAGGUCUUCUCCUACGGUCAGUCGCCCACUGAGACCAAUCCCGUUCUAACUGCCAGGAGUUACGAGAUGGGCGACCGGUUGCUCCGUCCGGCGCGGUGCCCGGGCGAAGUGUGGGCGCUGGUGCGCCAGUGUUGGCAGCCCGACCCACUGCGGCCGCAGGAGAUCAUGCGAGACAUGAACCAUAUGCUGCAUCGAGAGUAUGUGCCAAUCCACGAGUACGAAGAGCCAAAGAUAUCCCUUGAACAUAUGGAACACGCAGAGACUGUUUCAAGUGACAGGUUUAUUCCGAGUGAGCUGAGCGACGCCGGCAGCAAUAAGUCCUUAAUAUCAGAUAGUAGUGUGCUCUCCAUGAACGGAACCAUGUCUGAUCAAUAUGACAAUCCAUUCGCCGACAACAAGAGCUCGAACUCGUUGGAGAGUAUGAACGGUCUGCCGUACGGGUUGCGCAGCGAGUUGCGCAGCGAGGUGCGGUCGCGCAACAGUGGCAGCGUGUGCGCGGCGCGCGCGCUCGACGACGACGGCGACCUCGCGCCCGCGCCGCGCCUCAUGGAGUCCAUCGUGUCGCAGGGGAAGACUUACCUCGUCACGCUCACCAAGAAAAUUGGCAGCGGUAACUACGGGCAUGUGUUCAAGGGUUGGAUGGAGCGCGAUAACCAAGAAUCUCAACGGAGGGAGGUGGCUGUGAAGAAGUUGACGAGACAGGCCUCCGAGAGGAACGGCGCUCUAUACGAGGACUUCAAGAACGAACUGGAAAUUAUGAAGUCGUUACAACACAUCAACAUAGUUGAAAUAUUGGGUUAUUCGUGGGACCACGGGUCGGACGUGCUCAUAGUGAUGGAGUAUCUAGAGGAGGGCUCUCUAAAUUACUACCUCAAGUUCCAGGGGGACAAACUAAGGAUCUCACACCUACUCAAGUACGCGAGGGAUAUUGCUACGGGUAUGGACCAUGUAUCAGCUAAGAACGUGGUACACCGCGAUUUAGCCACGCGGAAUAUUCUAGUCGUGAACAAAUACCACGUGAAGAUAUCGGACUUCGGCCUCGCCAGGAUUAUACCUAAGGAAGAAAACGCGUACAGACUUAAGACUGAACGGCUACUGCCUAUUAAUUGGUACGCCCCCGAGUCGGCGGUGGAGCCGUGGCACUUCUCCACCAAGAGCGACGUGUGGUCGUACGGAGUGACGGCGUGGGAGAUAUUCACGCGCGCCCGCCAGGAGGUGCCCAAGUUCAACCCCGAGCGGCCGAGGGAACGAGCCUCAUGCUUUCAAAUACCGGAGGGCUGUCCCUCAGAGAUAUUCAGGCAUCUGAUGAAGGACUGCUGGAAUUUGGACCCCACCCUACGACCGAAGUUCAUCGACCUCGUGCAUAUGUGCAAGCGAUUCAUGGACGAAUAUAAGUAG